Molecule: messenger RNA, 1524 nt
Organism: Diaporthe citri
Lineage: Eukaryota; Fungi; Ascomycota; Sordariomycetes; Diaporthales; Diaporthaceae
Exons: 7
Coding region: 1-1524 (507 amino acids)
Biological process (GO): transmembrane transport; monoatomic cation transport
Cellular component (GO): membrane
Molecular function (GO): monoatomic cation transmembrane transporter activity
Source: RefSeq, a predicted model, not a curated record
AUGUCCACCUCCGACAAAUCAGUAAGUCAGCCGCAAGGGGAAGGGUCAAGAGGCGCCACGGGCUCUCCAGGUCCUGCUCAAGAUAACAAAGACGCUGGGGUACAAGCGCCGUCCAAUCCACAGUCCCCCGUUGCCUCGGGGGCUUCCAAUGGGAAGAGGUCCAUGCUGGACGUCGGUGAUGAGAAGACCCCUUUCACCUCCGAGAAGGCUGUCGUCACCCACGAAAAGGAUGUUGGUGGCGAUCGGCACAUCGCGGUCGGCUCAGCCACCGAAGUCCCAGACUUUGACGGCCCGGCCUCAUCGUCCAACAGGACCGGGUCAACCGCCUUCGACCCUGCCGACCCCCUGAACUAUGCUCGCAUGCGGAAAGAUGAUGUCUCCAAGGCCCAGAUGAAAAAGGAGCACCCCACUGGGAACAAGAGGAAGCUCAGGAAGUACUAUACACGGCAGAAUGAUCUCAUCGACCAAUUCCUCGGCGCCGGCGAUGAGGAACGAGCCGGUAUUGCUGAAGAGGUCAAGAUGGGACCCAGGAUCCGGUUCGCCGUCAACACUUCUUUCGGUGUCAACUUUUGUCUCUUCUGCAUCCAGCUGUAUGCCGCUGUAUCCACGGGUUCACUGUCGCUGUUUGCUACUGCAGCAGAUGCCUUCAUGGACUUGGUGUCUUCCUUCGUAAUGUGGACCACGUCAAGGAUGGCCGCCCGUCCCAGCAUAUACAAGUACCCUGUGGGACGAACCAGAAUCGAAACAAUAGGCAUCAUCUUGUUCUGCGCCUUGAUGACCACUGUUGCCAUCCAACUGAUGGUGGAGUCGGGAAGAUCUCUUGGUGAAGGGGAACAACAUUCCGAGCAGCUUCAGAUCAUUCCUCUGGUCUGUGUUGCCUGCGCAAUUGGCGCCAAAUCAACUUUGAUGAUCUACUGCUUCUUCCUGCGGAAGUAUCCUUCAGUCCACGUCUUUUUCAUCGACCACCGUAACGAUAUCGUGGUCAACAUCUUCGGCCUGGUCAUGUCCAUCGUUGGUGACCGAUUUGUCUGGUAUCUCGAUCCCAUCGGUGCCAUCUGCAUCGCUUUGUUGAUCUUGUUCUCGUGGGUGUCCAACGCCUUUGAGCAGGUGUGGUUACUGGUCGGCAAGGGAGCGCCCAAGGAGUUCAUCUCCAAGCUCGUGUACAUGACCAUCACUCAUGACGAGAGGAUCCUCAAGGUGGAUACCUGCCGCGCCUACCACGCUGGUCAAAAGUAUUACGUCGAGGUUGACGUGGUCAUGGACGAGAAGACGCCGCUCAAGGUUUCGCAUGACGUCAAUCAGGAUCUCCAGCGCAAGCUGGAAGGGUUGCAAGACGUCGAGCGGGCCUUCGUCCACGUCGAUUACGAGCACGAGCACGACAUCGACCAGGAGCACAAGCCGCUCUACGAGGCAAAGAAGCCACGGCGCACCCUGAAGGAGGUGCUUCUCGCGUUUAGGAACAAGACCAGGAAGGACGAUUCUGAGACGGCCAGCGGUGGAGUGUUGAGCGGGAGCUCAUCCUGA